This is a messenger RNA of Prunus persica (peach), 333 nucleotides long. RefSeq names its product pathogen-related protein. The transcript has 3 exons. The coding region runs from base 49 to 333 and encodes 94 amino acids. Lineage: Eukaryota; Viridiplantae; Streptophyta; Magnoliopsida; Rosales; Rosaceae. The record is from RefSeq and is a predicted model, not a curated record.
CCUGGGUCACUAGAAGAAGAGGUGCAGAACCUUGUAAAGACAUGGGAGAUGGAGCUUUUCCAUAAGGCCAACCUUGAUGAUUUCAAGACACUUGAUCCCACUAAGUACACUUUCAGUCUAAAUGGAAGGAAAGGCAUAACCCUGGAAGAAAUAGGCAAACUUGAAGUGUGUGGAAUGUCCAUUUUUACGGUGGAUGAGCACAACAAAAUUGUGAAGGUGGAGUUCUUUUACGACCCUGGACAACUGCUUGGAAGUCUUUUGAAGGGUGAAAAAUUGGGUACUUCUUCCCAAGAGACAGCCUCAAUCUGCCCUGUCCUUAGGAGUACAGGGUAG